Epinephelus fuscoguttatus (brown-marbled grouper) is the source of this 710-nucleotide messenger RNA. Its product is annotated as galactose-specific lectin nattectin-like. The coding region runs from base 57 to 548 and encodes 163 amino acids. The transcript has 7 exons. Lineage: Eukaryota; Metazoa; Chordata; Actinopteri; Perciformes; Serranidae. The record is from RefSeq and is a predicted model, not a curated record.
ACACCCUGCUACCUGCUACUGCUGCAAGUGCAACCUCUCCUGAUCAUCACGACAAGAUGGCAUCAAGCCUUCAUUUCAUUGCGGUCCUCUGUCUGACCAUUGGACUGUGGACUGGAGCAAGUGCGCAGUGUGGAGACUGCUGUGAGCCUUGUAAGACCUGCCCUUCUGGUUGGACUCAGUUUCAAGAUCACUGUUACAUUUACCACCAUGCUUCAAAGGACUGGGCUGAUGCCGAGGUUUCCUGCAUUGCUGAUGGUGGGAAUCUGGCAACAGUCCAGAAACCAGAUGUUCAAGCAUUUGUCAAAAAGCUCAUCAACACUGCAACUAACAAAGAUGAUCAAACUUGGGUUGGAGCUACUGACUCAUCAAAGGAGGGUGUGUGGAUGUGGAACGAUGGUUCCCCUUUUACUGGCAAGGGUUUUUGGGGUAAAGGGCAGCCCGACAACGCUGGCAAGAGGGAACACUGCUUGGAGCUGAACUACCGCGGUGCUCCCAACGAUGUCCCUUGUCAUCUGAAGAGACCUUAUGUUUGUGGCAAGCGCCUGUGAAGAUCACCUCCAUGUCAUCUGCAUCUGCCACUGUGAUGUCACAUCACCACUCAUGAUGUUGUUUCUAGCAGAGUGUUGAGCCUCGAUGACGUCACAGCUGGAGAUAUAUUGACACUUCUGAUUUAAUUUCAGUUGAUCUAAUAAACAGAUCCUGUUCAGCAA